CACCAUCAAUCCAUAUCCACGCCCAACCAACCUCGAAUCCCACAUACCAAAAACCGCAAAAUGUCCACCCCCGCCCCCCUAAUAUACAUCAACGCCUUCCCCGGCACCGGAAAACUAACCAUAGCCCGCGCCCUGCUCCCCCUGCUCCCCCCUUCACACUCCCCCCCAAUCCUCCUCGACACACACACCCUCAUCGACCCCGUCGCCACCCACUACGCGCGCACGCACCCCGCCUACCAGCCCGCGCGAAAAGCAGAACGCGCGCGUGUAUUCGCCUUAUACGUAGAGAAUGUGCAGUACAGGGGGAGUGUCGUGGUGGUCACUGGUUUGUUUCUCCUUUCCCUUCCCUUACAUACCCCCUUCCAGAAAUUGACUACUCACUACGUAGAAUCCCGCUCCACGACCCCCCACGAGGUGCGCAUAACGCGGGAAUUUGUCGACGCGGCGGCGCGGGCGGGACGGCGCUUCAUCCCUAUUAUUCUGCUGUGCGGUGUGGGUGAGAAUAUGCGGCGGGUGGCGAGUGAGGAGCGGAAGAGGAGUGGGACGACGAAGAUUGUUUGUCCGGAGAGGGUAAGGGGGAUUCGGGCGGGGAGUGAGAUUUAUCGGUUUGGGGUUGGGGAGGAACUGGUUAUGGAUGUUACGUGUUUGGAGGCUGGGGAUGCGGCGGCGAGGAUUGCGGAGUGGGUGGGCAGGGUUAUGGAGGGAGGUGUGAUUGGGGAGGUGGAUGAGAACGGGAGGGUGGAUUGA
This is a messenger RNA of Dothidotthia symphoricarpi CBS 119687, 747 nucleotides long. RefSeq lists its product as uncharacterized. Lineage: Eukaryota; Fungi; Ascomycota; Dothideomycetes; Pleosporales; Dothidotthiaceae. The record is from RefSeq and is a predicted model, not a curated record. The transcript has a single exon. Bases 61 to 747 code for a protein of 228 amino acids.